This is a messenger RNA of Penicillium expansum, 306 nucleotides long. RefSeq lists its product as uncharacterized. The record is from RefSeq and is a predicted model, not a curated record. Lineage: Eukaryota; Fungi; Ascomycota; Eurotiomycetes; Eurotiales; Aspergillaceae. Bases 1 to 306 code for a protein of 101 amino acids. The transcript has a single exon.
AUGAACAACGUCAAUAUAUCUACUAACAUCCUCUCUACUGAGAGAGCGGCCCCUCUUGCUCCGGACACUUCAUUGCUGGAUAGAGUCAAACCAGCUCCCACAGGACCACGCUCCAACAUUCCCAAUAAUAGGCCAUAUCCUACCAAGCCUACCAUUACACAGUCAGCCUUCGCUCGCUCGCCAUUUACAAAGCCUGUGUUUGGUCAAACUGCGUUCUCGCAGCCGACCCUUAAGCAAAAUACCUCCGCCGGCAUGGCUCCAACCUGGCCCCGUCACAGCCAACCCUUUGCUACUUCGAAAUGUUGA